Salvelinus sp. IW2-2015 is the source of this 1867-nucleotide messenger RNA. The record is from RefSeq and is a predicted model, not a curated record. NCBI's taxonomy places the organism in Eukaryota, Metazoa, Chordata, Actinopteri, Salmoniformes, Salmonidae.
GCCCCCAGCGCCAACUUGUUCUUCCAGCCGGACCCCUGCUGUCUCUGGGCCAUCUACCGKUGUGAAGGCACCGACAAAGAAGCGGAAGAGGGGAAGUGUGCCACCUGCUAGAGAAGGGACAGAAGGGCGUUGSCACACUGUCCUGGAAGAUGAUGUGGAGCCACCCCAGCCAACUUUCCGACCGAAAAGGGAGCCUGGACCUCAGGUGAACGCGAGCACAACAUACAGCCCACUUGAGCUUUUCCAGUUGUUUUUCACCCAUUCUGUUGUAGGUUCACUCGUGUCUAACACGAAUAAGUAUGGGAAGAAGAAGCAGGCAGGCAAAAAGGUAGCAUGGAAGCCCGUAUCCAUGUCAGACUUUUACUGCUACCUUUCAAUGGUCAUCUACAUGGGGCUGGUGAAGCUGAAAAGCCUGACUGACUACUGGAAGACGUCAUCCCUCUACCGACUGCCUUUCCCCAUGGCUGUUAUGUCCUGCAAAAGGUUUCUGGUUGUUUCACAGGCUCUUCACAUCAGUGACCCAAAGGUUGAUGAAGAGAAUGAGAAGAAGAGAGGCACAGCAACGUUUGAUAGACUGUGCAAAGUCAAACCUCUCUACUCCAGCAUUGUUGAGGCCUGCAAGACCUACUUUCAGCCAGCCCAGAACCUGUCCAUCGAUGAGAGGAUGGUAGCCUCAAAGGCCAGAAUUGGCCUCAAACAAUACAUGCGUAACAAGCCAACCAAGUGGGGUUACAAGCUGUUUGUUUUGGCUGAUUCUGUGUGUGCCUACACAUGGAAUUUCUUUGUCUAUGAGGGGAAGAACACUUGUGCAUCUGGUAAGGGACUUAGCUAUGACUCUGUGAUGGAGUUAUUGGAUUUCCAACUGCUGGGGAAGGGCUACAAGUUAUUUGUGGAUAACUUCUACACAAGCCCUACCCUGUUCACAGACCUGAGGAAGCGGGAAGUGUGGGCUUGUGGCACCAUUCGCACCAACCGGGUGGGCUUUCCGAAGACCAAGGUGAACGACAUGCCUAAGCGGGCUGAGCGGGGGACCAUGCGAUGGAUCCGUGAAGAUGGCCUGCUUUUUGUAAAGUGGAUGGAUACCAGGGAAGUCGUGAUGUGUUCAACUAUACACAAGUCCUUCAAUGGGGAUCAUGUUGCCCGGCGUAUCAAGGAUGGUACUGGGCAUUGGACCACCAAAAAUGUCCCCAUUCCAACUGCAGUGAAGGACUACAACAAGAGCAUGGGAGGUGUGGACCUAUCAGAUGCGCUGAUAGGCUAUUAUAAUGUUCUGCAUAAGACAAUGCGAUGGUACAAGACUUUCUUCUAUCAUUUCGUCGACAUUGCUGUGGUGAAUGCAUUCAUCCUACACAAGGAAAUGGCUAAGAGCUGUGGAAAGCCCUUCCUCACACAGAAAGCCUUCAGAGAGCAGCUCAUCAAGGAGCUUGCUGGCUACAGCACCACUGCACCAAGCCCUGUUCCUUCUGCUCCUGCCACAAGUGUUCAUCUGCCCAGAUAUAUUUGUGCAGACAUGGAUGUGCCUAAGGGCCAAAAGGGCACAGCAUGGAGGCGUUGCUGUGUUGUUUGUAGGAUGAAGUCGCCCAUCACAUGCACCACAUGCUCGGUGACCCUCUGCUUUACAUCAGAAAGAGACUGCUAUAGCAUCUGGCAUCGACAGCAGAAUAUUGUGUAGAGCUUUGGCAAAGUGGGUGGGGUUAUGUUAUAUCUGGAGUACUGUUCCUGUCUUAUCCUGUGUGAAUUUAAGUAUGCUCUCUCUUUCUCUCCUUCUUUCUCUGAGGACCUGAGCCCCAGGACCAUGCGUCAUGACCCCCUGGCAUGAUGACUCCUUGCUGUCCCCAGUCCACCCGACCUUGCUGCUGUUUCAACU